Messenger RNA from Bufo gargarizans (Asiatic toad), 3622 nucleotides. It is a transcript of the gene SMC6, whose product is annotated as structural maintenance of chromosomes 6. Gene Ontology annotation, biological process: double-strand break repair via homologous recombination. The coding region runs from base 151 to 3411 and encodes 1086 amino acids. Lineage: Eukaryota; Metazoa; Chordata; Amphibia; Anura; Bufonidae. The transcript has 27 exons. The record is from RefSeq and is a predicted model, not a curated record. Gene Ontology annotation, cellular component: site of double-strand break; Smc5-Smc6 complex; nucleus. Gene Ontology annotation, molecular function: ATP hydrolysis activity; damaged DNA binding; single-stranded DNA binding.
GGGUGGGCGGGGCUUGGUCUCCCGCGGUCUGUGGCAAGUUUGGACUUGUGCUGCGGAGCCGCGGCGGUCGCGUGUAACGGUGACAGACGGCGGCGCCCUGGAGCCGGAAGUGGAGAUAUUUUAAUAGCUGUUUUUAUUGCUAAAUGAGCAAUGGUGAAAAGAAAGGAGUCGAGUCACCCCCAGGGCAUGCCCGGGAAGAAAGCGCGAGUGGACGAUGAGCGGGAAGGCCGGACCUCCGCUGUGAACGGUGGAUCUCAGUCCAGCACGGCUGAAGUUGGGAUCAUUGAAAGCAUUUCCUUGAAGAACUUCAUGUGUCACGCGAUGCUCGGGCCAUUCCAGUUUGGACCAAAUGUCAACUUUGUUGUUGGAAACAAUGGAAGCGGUAAAAGCGCGGUUCUGACAGCUCUUAUUGUCGGACUGGGUGGAAAAGCUGCCAUCACCAACAGAGGAUCCUCUAUCAAGGGGUUUGUGAAGGAUGGACAGACGUCAGCAGAUGUUUCCAUAAAGUUGCGGAACCGAGGAAACGACGCGUUCAAGCCUGAGGUUUAUGGAGAGUCCAUUAUUGUGCAGCAGCGCCUCACUACAGAUGGCAGUCGCAGUUACAAACUGAAAAGCUCCUCAGGCUCAUUGGUUUCCACUAAGAAAGAAGAGCUCACUGCAGUCCUUGACCAUUUCAACAUCCAGGUUGACAAUCCAGUAUCUGUUCUAACACAAGAGAUGAGCAAGCAUUUCCUCCAGUCCAAGAAUGAAAAUGACAAAUAUAAGUUUUUUAUGAAGGCAACACAAUUGGAUCAGAUGAAGGAAGAUUACUCCUACAUCAUGGAGACCAAGACCAGGACUCAUGAUCAAAUCAAUUUUGGAGUGGAGAGACUUCAGGAGCUGAAACGCAUGUGUAUGGAAAAAGAAGAGAGGUUUAAAAGCCUGGCCUCAUUAGGGGAAAUGAAGGAAAAGCUGGAGGAUCUGAAGCGUAAGAUGGCCUGGGCCAUGGUUACCGAAACUGAGAAGCAAAUCCUUCCAUUCAGGGAGCAGAUAGCUGCAGAGGAGGGGCGCACGGUCAAAUUUGACCAGAAGAUCAAUGAAUGGCAGGACAAAGUGAAAGAUGCUCAAGCAGGUUUUCGGGCCCUCCAAGAGAAACUGGAGGACAUCAGCAGGGAGGCCCAAGCACUAAAACCACAUGGUAUUGCUUUGAAAGAAGGCAUGCAGCAGAGGAAGCGGGCUUAUCAUGAGUCUGAGGUUUUGUAUAAUCGGUUCAGAAUGGAACUGAAACGUCUGGAAAGGGAUGCCGAGCAGCUUAAUAGACGUAUCCAGGAGUUACAAAACAGCACAGAUAAUGUAUCUGAGGAAGAAAAGAUGGCACGGAUGGGAGAAAUAAAUCAGCUGAAAGAUAAAAUUAAGGCACUUCAUGACCAAGACAUUACGACUUCGGAGCAGAUCAACCAGUUUCAACAAGCACUUUAUAGGGAUAAGGAAGAACGCAACAGAAUUGUUAAUGCAGAGCGUGAUCAGAAGCAGAAAGUGGAUGCCCUCAAACGACAGAUAAAGGAGUUACAGGACAGUAAGACGGACCGGUUGAGAAGAUUUGGGCAGCACGUGCCUGCUCUGCUUGCCGAAAUUGAUGAGGCAUACAAGCACAGACGGUUCAGGAAGAAGCCCAUUGGCCCAUUAGGGGCUUGCAUUCGUUUGAAAGACCCUCAGCUUGCCCUUGCAGUAGAAAGCUGUCUGAAGUCUCUGCUCCAUGCCUUCUGCUGCGACAAUCAUCAGGAUGAGAGAAUGCUGCAGAGCAUCAUGUCUAAGGUCUGCCCUCAUGGUCAGAGGCCUCAGAUCAUUGUCAAUGAGUUCCGCAAUGAAAUGUAUAAUGUUUCCAGAAGAGCUGUGAUUCAUCCAAAGUAUCCAACUGUCUUGAGCUCUUUGGAAAUCGAUAGCCCCGUAGUUGCCAACUGCUUGAUUGAUAUGAGAGGAAUUGAGACAGUGCUGCUAAUAGAGAGUAACAGUGAAGCUCGAGAAGUAAUGCAGAGGAGGACUCCACCCGCAAACUGCAGAGAGGCCUUUACCGCGGUUGGAGACCAGGUGUAUAAAAACCGCUAUUACUCCUCUGAAUUCAACAGAGCCCGAUAUCUGAGCCGUGACGUGGAAGUGGAAAUCAGCCACCUGGAAAGAGAAGUCAAUGACAUUAUUGGCCAGAUGUCCACCAUUCAGCAUCGGGUGCAUUCCACUGAUGGUGACAUCAGGAAAAAUGACGUCUUACUCCGCCAACAUCAUGAGACAAAGAAGAGAAUACAGGUUCAGAUAAGGGAAGCUAAUGCGCGGAUAACAGAACUGGAGAAUGUGGAGGAACAGCCGUCCAUUGACAUAUCUACAUUGGAGGGUGAAGUGCAAGAGAACAAGAAGCGAAUUGAGCUUGUGAGGGAGAAAAUGGAGAAGGCAAAGCUGGAAAUGGAGGAGUAUAAAUCCGUGCUGCUGGAGACCGAGCGUCAGUAUGAAGACAUUAAAGCAAAAAUCAGCUCCGUGUCGGAGGUUGCUGAACCAGUGAAGGAAGAUCUUCACAAAGUGGACCAGGAAGUGGAGAACUGCAAGCGUCACAAGAAACACUACGAGGAGAAGCUCAAGGAGCAUUUAAAUGGGAUUAAGAAGCACAAAGACGAACUGAAUGCCAAAGAAAAAGACCUAGAGGAAAAAAAUUCUAAGGCCAAACAGAUUUUUCCUGAGAGGAUUGAGGUUUCCCGCACGGCCAAGAGCUUGGAUGCUGAAAUUAACCGCCUUCGAGACAAGAUCAACUCAGAACGUGAUCUUCAUGGGAACAGAGAAGAGAUAAUAAAAGAGUACCAUGCUGCAAAGGAGAACUAUCAGGAGAUGGAAAGUAAAAUCAGAAAUCUGAAAGUGUUUGUGAAAUUGUUAGAUGAUAUCAUGACUCACCGACACAAGGCGUAUCAGCAGUUUCGAAGGUACCUUACGCUUCGAUGCAAGUUUUACUUUGAUUCCUUGCUGUCUCAGAGGUCCUAUUCUGGGAAAAUCGCGUUUGACCACAAGAAUGAAACUCUCUCAAUCACUGUCCAGCCCGGGGAAGGAAACAAGGCAGCGCUGUCCGACAUGAGGUCGCUUUCCGGAGGAGAACGAUCAUUUUCUACCGUCUGUUUUGUGCUUUCUCUCUGGUCAAUCGCAGAAUCGCCCUUCAGAUGUCUGGAUGAAUUUGAUGUCUACAUGGAUAUGGUGAAUAGGAGGAUAUCGAUGGAUAUGAUGCUUGCCAUGGCUGAUUCUCAGCGGUUUCGGCAGUUUAUUUUGUUAACACCACAACAUAUGAGCUCGCUUCCUUCUACUAGUCUUAUAAAAAUUCUCCGAAUGCAGGAUCCUGAACGAGGACAAACCGCUCUGCCCUUCCAGCCUGUAAACAAUGAGGAGGAAGAAAACGAUUGAGCGGAAUAUAAAUCCUUGAAUGUUGGGGGGCAGUAGUCCAUUUGAUGGCCGCUCUGUGUACAGUAUUUUUUUACGUUGCGAUGCCCAGCAGAUGAAGAUGUUACUCCGGUGGUUUGUUUCCAACAGAGCAUUACAAUAUUAUGUUUAUAUUGUGUUGGUCAACUGGUUGUGUUCUGAAAGAGUUAAAAUAUUGGAAAAGAAAGGUUUGUUA